Staurois parvus is the source of this 339-nucleotide messenger RNA. NCBI's taxonomy places the organism in Eukaryota, Metazoa, Chordata, Amphibia, Anura, Ranidae. The record is from the annotation of a GenBank genome assembly.
AUGCACACUGCUUCUACAAACAUGUGUGAAAGACUGUGCAAUAAGUCCAUAUAUGAAAUUUCCUUGCUGCUAAAUAUUCCACUGCCAAAUGUUAGUGGUAUUAUAACAAAGUGGAAGCAACUGGGAACAACAGCAAUUCAGCCACAAAGUGGUAGGCAAUGUAAAAUAACAGAGCGGGGUCAGAGCAUGCUGAAGCGCACAGUGCGUAGAAGUGGCCAACUGUCUACAGAGUCAAUAACUAAAGAGCUCCAAACUUCAUGCGGCCUUCAAAUUAGCACAAAAGCAGUGCAUAGAGAGCCUCAUAGAAUGGGUUUCUAUGGCUGAGCAGCUGCAUCCAAG